Messenger RNA from Actinia tenebrosa (Australian red waratah sea anemone), 1473 nucleotides. Its product is annotated as SEC14-like protein 2. The record is from RefSeq and is a predicted model, not a curated record. NCBI's taxonomy places the organism in Eukaryota, Metazoa, Cnidaria, Anthozoa, Actiniaria, Actiniidae. Gene Ontology annotation, cellular component: cytoplasm.
AUGAUUGGAAGGAACAACUGAAGAAGUACAUUGAUGAAGAUAACUUACCUGAGUUUUAUGGUGGUAAAGGAUGUGAUGAUAAUGAUCCAAAGUGUAGUUCUGAGAUCUGUUAUGGAGGCACCAUACCAGAGUCUUACUACCUUGCAAAGACACCAUUUGGGAAGUCUGAAGGUUCUAUACUGGCUACAGUUGAUAGAGGCAAACAUCUUGAUGUGGAACAAGUUGUGGAGACACCUGGCUCUAUCAUUAGUUGGGAAUUCAGGACCAAGGAGCAUGACAUUGGUUUUGGGAUAUACCUAUCUGCUGCAACACUAGAAGAGAAAGAAGAGAUGGAAGAAUUACUUCCAAUCCAAAGAGUAAACAGUCAAUUUGUUCCUGAGCUGGGAUCCAUCAAAUGUGAAUGUCCAGGAAAAUACAUUGUACGUUUUGACAAUUCCUACAGCUGGGUAACCAAAAAAGUUGUAGAGUAUCGAAUAGAUGUCAAUAGCACACCAAGUAAUUCCCAAGAUUGAUAAGUGCAACAUUAACUUUAAAAUUGGAAUUGAAAUUAAAAAUUAGAUUGUUAGGAUAUAAUGGGUCAUAACUAUAGAAUGUAGUAGUAUUGAGAGAUUACUUGAAAGGUCAUGGCAAAGUGCCACAAGGGAGCAUACAUGGCAAAGACUCAUGGGAAGAGGUGAAUAGCCCAUGUACUGUACAGUGGUACCUCUAUUAAGUGUACCUUGGUUGGCAUCUGCUGAAUGGAGUAUUUUUACAGUAAAUAUUGAUUUAUAGCUGUCUGUUUAAAAAGGGGGUUCACUUAAUAGAGGUAUCACUGCAGUACUUUGUCUAAAUCUAACCCAGGUCAACUGUCCUAUUCUUAGGGACAGUGUACCCACAUGAGAUAUAGAUAUAAAAAUAAAACCGUCGCCAUGCUGGUUGAUUUGAUAUUGUCAACCAGCAAGGCAGCUAUGACAUGCACCCUGAGCAUGAGGACGCUAUGGCCAUGAUGGAGGAUUUUCCAUUCCUAUGUAUGCUCCUUUGAAAAUUGUUUCUUGUUGAAAUCUGCUCUGAACAGAGCAGUAUAAUAUGGAUUUUUUUAAGGUAAAAACACAAAUGUAUACCACUGAUCAGGGUUAUUAAUGCAUGUACAGGAAAAAAUGAAGGGUGUAAAUGUAAACAUAGAUGUAAUGGGUAAUAUAUUUAUAAUAAAUUAUAGUUAUUUAUCAUCGCAUGAAAUAUAACAAUGAACAAAACUUGUAACAAAUCCCAAUUUUUAUUGUUUUUAUAUUUUAAACUAAUUAUACAUCAUACUUUGAAAUGAUUCACAAACGAUUACAGUUCUGUCUACGCACUAGGUAAAUGUAAGUACUAGCCAUUUUGUGUUUAGGUAUAAAAGAUUUACCAUAUAGCUAAUUUAUUUUUUUGAUACUUAGUGUUUAAUGAUUAAUUACUGUAUAUGGGUCAUGAAAUAAAAGGGUAGAACAAUGAAAUAUA